This is a messenger RNA of Spirometra erinaceieuropaei, 1644 nucleotides long. Lineage: Eukaryota; Metazoa; Platyhelminthes; Cestoda; Diphyllobothriidea; Diphyllobothriidae. The record is from the annotation of a GenBank genome assembly.
AUGAUUAAUCCAAAAAUCCUUUACAGCUACAUAAGACAGAGCACACGGAAUAAAGAUCCUGUCCCACUGCUGCGAACGGCUGAGGGUGUGGAAAUCUCCGAUAACAAGGAUAAGGCUGAACAUCUCUCUCAGUUCUUCCGAUCAGUCGUGACAAGUGAACCUGCUUUUUCCUCACCCGCUUAUGAAGACGAAGAAACGCCUACCCUCGAAGCCGUCUUCUUCACCGAAACAAUUGUUCGGAAUGGAUGCCUGCCCUCUGACUGGAAGUCUGCUACCAUCACUCCGCUUUUUAAGGGUGGAAGUCGUGCGUCUGCGAAUAACUACAGGCCAUUGAGUCUUACCUCCAUCUGUUGCAAAAUCGUGGAGAAGAUCAUUAAGAAGGCCUUGGUGCAGUUCCUCGAGCAGCACCAUCUCCUUUCUGAUGCCCAACACGGCUUUCGAAGUGGUAGGUCCUGCCUCACGAAUCUGCUCUUUACGCUCGAACGCUGCACCAAAGCACGCGAUGAAGGUAUUGUGGUGCACGCCAUCUACAUCGAAUUCACAAAGGCUUUCGACAGCGUUCCUCAUCAACGUCUCCUGUACAAAAUGCGCAACGCUGGAAUUCGUGGACGCCUUCUUGUAUGGAUCCAGAGUUUUUUGGCUGGACGGUCCCAGAGAGUGCAGGUCGGGCGUCAACAGUCCUCAGAUGUAAGCGUGGUGAGUGGCGUCCAACAGGGCUCAGUCUUAGGUCCAACGUUAUUUCUCGUUUUCAUAAAUGACUGCGUCAAGGACCUAGACUGUGAUUCCAUCCUGUUUGCCGACGACAUAAAAUUGUGGAAAGUUAUUCACGAUGCGGCAGACACAGACCACCUGCAAGCAAACUUGAACAGGCUCGAAGACUGGUCGAAGCGCUGGCUUAUGCCCUUCAAUAUAAGCAAGUGUAACUUUCUUCAACUCGGCGGCUUCAGAGCCCCCAGCCCCAGGACCUACUUUCUAAACGGCUCACCACUGCAACAGGUUGACAGUCAGAAGGACCUGGGUGUAUGGAUUACAUCUUCACUCAAACCAACACUGCACUGCGCGAAGGCGGCUAAAUCGGCUACGGCCACAUUGCAACUCAUUAGGCGAGCAUUUCUGGGAUUUGACCCUGACUGCUUUUCCAAAAUAUUUGGCACCUUCGUGCGACCUCAUCUAGAAUACGCCAUACAGGCGUGGAGACGCUGGACUGCCAAGGAUUAUACCGUCUUGGAGAAGGUCCAGAGACGGGCAACCAAAAUGACACAAGGUCUGGGAUCACUGCCCUAUAACACCAGACUGUCAGUCCUCAGCCAGUUUCCCCUUUCCUACAGGCAAUUACGUGGUGACCUUAUACUAACAUUUCGCAUCAUCAACGACCUAGACUGUUGUUUAGAUCCCACUUAUUAUUUCACCCAAGCUAACACGCCCACUUUGCGCGGUCAUCCCCUAAAACUACGCGCAGGGAAAUUAAGAAUCAAUGGACGGAAGUUCUUUUUCAGUAACAUAGUGGUUGCAGCGUGGAAUGCCCUGACUACUGACGUUGUACCCUCCCCCUGUGUGAAUUCCUUCAAGUGUAGACUUGACAUUCACCAAGCUUCCCAAUUACCACCCUCACAUCAACUCGCAAAGCCCGGUACCAUAUUAUAG